AUCACAGAUUGAUGGUACCGUGGUAAAGAAUAAAACUUACACCUGGUACUUGCAGGGGCCUUAUGAUUAGCACAGUUGCCUCCCAGCACAGUUAUCAAGAUUCGAACUCGGGUCAUACUCCCUUGGCACUUCUUACCUUUGCCAAUUGCGCAAUGCCGGCCGGUUGCAAUUGAAGCGGGUGGUUAAGUGAAUUCGGAUCAGGCCGGGAAAUCCCACUCCAUCUUCUGAAUCUCCGUUCCGUUCAUCUUUCCCACAAAGAGUUUUCCAUAAAAUGUUCUGUUUCGGAAACCAGUCUCCCAGAAGCACAAAGACUUUCAACCGAGACGUCGAAGAACAACGACAAGAGGAGUUUAAGUACGCAAGCACGCUCUCCUGGUCUUCACAUUACAGCGUUUUCGUUGUUCGUCUCGCCAUCAUGGUGAUGCUGGCGAUUUUGAUUGCGUUGCUAACCUUGCUAACAUGGCAUUUCACCAGAGCUUACACGAAAAGAUCGCUGAGCACGCUGGCGUUCGGCCUCCGCCACGAGCUCCUCCAGAGGCCCAUACUGAGAAUGUGGAGCAUCCUGAACUCCACGGUGGAGAUAGCGACUGCCCAGGUGAAGAUGUCGGAGUUCGUGAUCAAACGUUAUAGCGGCGCCGUGACGCAAGCAGAGCAGGUGGAGCUCUAUGAUGCCAUGAAGGAGGUGACGUGGGCGCUGUUUGCCAGCCGGAAAGCUCUCAGUUCUUUAACCAUCAACUACAGGAAUGGCUUCGUCCAGGCCUUCCACAGAGACCACCGGAGCAACAACACCUUCUACAUAUACUCCGACCUCUCCAACUACUCGAUUAGCGGAAGUUACAUGGAUGUCCCUGCCGCCAGCAUGGCGGCAUCCUCGUCCCGUCAGGGAUGGGACGACCGGUCCAUACGCAGCAACACGUCUGCAGUGUGGUACCGGGACCCGCUGGACCCCGUGACAGGGGCCAGGAUUGGGAAACAGGGGGAGAUCCCGCCGGACGAGCUCAUCAACAUCGCGGGGAUCUCCCAAGUGCCCGACGGCGCCGCAACCUGGCACGUUGCGGUCAGCAAGUACUCUGAUUCCCCACUCCUCUCUGCGGCGCUUCCUGUGUGGGACCCGGCAAACGAGAGCAUAGUGGCGGUGGUGGGAGUCACCACGGCGCUAUACAGCGUGGGGCAGUUGAUGAGGGAGAUUGUUGAGUUCCACAGCGGACACAUAUAUCUAACCUCUCAAGAGGGAUGGCUCAUCGCCACCUCCACAAACACCCCUCUCUGGGUGAACUCGACGAAGAGGCCGAAGCUGAUCAUGGCUGUGGAUUCUGAGGACCCGGUGAUACAAGCAGGGGCACUGUGCUUGCAGAGACAGUAUGGAAACAACAUCCCACCAGGUGAAGAAGUCCACAUAGAGAAUGCAAAGCUUGGGAAUCAGCUGUAUUACAUUGACUCCUUCUUUCUGAACUUGAAGAGACUCCCCAUGGUUGGAGUUAUAAUCAUCCCCAGGAAAUAUAUAAUGGGUAAGAUAGACGAGAGAGCUUUCAAAACGCUGGUCGUGUUGAUAUCUGCUUCCGUCUGCACUCUGAUCACCGGAUGCGUCUGCAUAUUCAUAUUGACCAAUGGGGUUUCAAAGGAAAUGAAACUCAGGGCUGAACUUAUAUGCCAUUUGGAUGCAAGGAGGAAAGCAGAGGCAUCCAGUAACUACAAGAGCCAGUUUUUAGCAAACAUGAGUCAUGAACUAAGAACGCCCAUGGCUGCGGUUAUUGGUUUGCUGGACAUUCUUAUAUGCGAUGACAGUCUCACAAAUGAGCAAUCUGGGACCGUCACUCAGAUACGCAAAUGCUCAACUGCUUUACUCAGGCUCCUCAACAACAUUUUGGAUCUUAGUAAGGUAGAAUCUGGGAAGCUGGUUCUGGAAGAGACCGAAUUUGAUUUGAGUCGAGAACUCGAAGGUCUCCUUGACAUGUUCUCCGUCCAAUGCUUUAACCACAAUGUGGAAACUGUUUUAGAUCUCUCUGAUGAUAUGCCAAAACUAGUUAAAGGGGACUCUGGCAGAGUGGUUCAAAUAUUUGCAAACCUACUAAGCAAUUCUCUGAAGUUCACAACUUGUGGCCAUAUCAUUCUCCGAGGAUGGUGCGAGAAUUCAAACUCAAACACUCUCACAAGCAGCAGAAAGGGCCCGAUGGAAUCUUGGCCGAGUCCUAAAGUGAGGUUUAAGGAUCAAGAAGGAGGCCAUUGUGGAAAACCUUUCAAGAAGGACAAUGACAAAACUGUCCUUUGGUUUGAAGUAGACGACACUGGUUGUGGGAUUGAUCCAAGCAAAUGGGAAUCUGUGUUUGAAAGCUUUGAGCAAGCUGAUCCCUCCACCACAAGAUUGCAUGGUGGAACUGGUCUUGGUCUAUGCAUAGUACGUACCCUGGUGAACAAAAUGGGUGGUGAGAUCAAAGUUAUGAAGAAAAAUGGUGAAGGCACUCUGAUGAAACUUUGUCUCCCACUGGGCACUCCUAUGAAUGACAUAGGACAGUUUUGUCAUUUGAAUAUGAGAGAGCAGACAAUGACUGUAUUGCUUGCACUACAUGGGAGAAUGGGAAGAGUAAUAAUGUCCCAAUGGUUAGAGAAAAACGGAGUCCACACUCGCGAAGCAUCUGACUGGAAUGAACUAACGCAAAUGCUUCAAGGGCUUUUGACACACACCUCUCUUUUUGCCAUAGUUAUUGACAUUGGACUGCUUGACUUGAGCACAGCCAUAUGGAAGAAGCAACUUGCUUUUCUUGACAAAUGGAGUGGUAGAGCAAAGUUUGCAUGGAUUCUUUACCACGACACUUCCAACUCCAUCAAAUCCGAGUUGCGGAGAAGAGGGCAUCCCUUGAUGGUAAACCGACCGCUUUACAAGGGGAAAAUGAUUCAGAUUCUGGAAGCCAUAAUCAAUGCCAACAAACUUGAACCAAAAUCUUGUCUAGACAGCCCAGACGAAUCUGAAAACUCGGAAUACGGAAAGGGCAAACUCGUCACCGAGACGAAUUCGGAAGAGAAUACUACAUCAUCUUCCGAAGACUACCCAAGGCAGGCAGGGAAGGGAACAGUAGAAUUAAGCAAUGUUGGGUCCAGAAAGGAAACAAACCAACAAAAUCUUCUUGCAGGACUAAGAAUACUACUUGCUGAGGAUACGCCCGUGCUUCAGAGAGUUGCAACCAUAAUGCUGGAAAAAAUGGGAGCAAAGGUUGUGGUUGUAGGGGACGGGCAACAGGCCGUGGAUGCCAUCAAGUCCAAAGACUGCAGAGAUGACAAAGGAUCAUUUCCCCCGGCUUUUGACUUGAUCCUGAUGGAUUGUCAAAUGCCAAAGAUGGAUGGGUAUGAAGCAACAAAAGCUAUAAGAAGAUCAGAAGUGGGGAGUGGUUCUUCUUCACACAUACCAAUAGUGGCAGUGACAGCACAUGCAAUGUCAUCAGAUGAAGCCAAAUGUUUGGAGGUGGGAAUGGAUGCUUAUUUGACUAAACCCAUUGACAGAGACCUCAUGCUUUCCACCAUCCUCUCCUUAACCAACAAGACACUCCUCCCACCACUGUCUUCUUGAUCUCUUUGAUUUGUGUCAAUCAGCCUACUCGAUAAGGGAUAGUUUGGAUGGAAUUUAUUCAGAAGGGAUAAUAAGAAGAAAAAAAGAAAGAGGGAUAUGUGGUAAGAACUAAGAAGAGACCCAAACAUUUAACAUUGAGUUGAUAAUGAAUUAAUUAAAUGCUAAGGGAUUGUUUGGAUGAUGGAUUUGACUCUCAAGAAUAAAUAAAAAGAAAAUAAACUGCUACAAUUCAAGAAACUGCGACUGGGAAACAAAAAGGGGGGGAUUUUUUUUUUUUUUGAAUAAAGGGGGGGGGGGGGAUUUGAAUAAAAAGAAUAAAAAGAAAGGGAUAUUUGGUAACCAGAUCCAAACAUGGAGUUGAUAAUGAAUACUGUUAAGGGAU
Messenger RNA from Cuscuta campestris, 3944 nucleotides. The record is from the annotation of a GenBank genome assembly. NCBI's taxonomy places the organism in Eukaryota, Viridiplantae, Streptophyta, Magnoliopsida, Solanales, Convolvulaceae.